AAUGCUACCAUAUACUGUCUGGCAAUCUCUCUGCUUCUCUCUGUUUCUCUCUUACCUGGUACUCAAGGCAUUUGCUAGUUGCACUAGUGACUGUAGCUGAAGAAUGAGUCUAUGUUUGCUUUGCUUUGUUUAAUAUUCCUGCCUAUCCUUCAGCCUGUGCCAAGACGGCAGCAGUAAUGAGUACUACAUUAAAGAGCCUUUGUCCCUGACAUGCUCAGUUCAGUUUGUGUCCAAGCUUUCAGUGUUUGGACACUCAACUGAGUGUGUACAACACUGUGGGGUCUUUGGGGCUUAUUUUUCUUUGAGGAGGUCCAACCUGAAACAGCAACAUGAACUGGGCCUUCCUCGAGGGCCUCCUCAGUGGGGUGAACAAAUACUCCACGGCAUUUGGUCGCGUCUGGCUCGCAAUUGUUUUCAUCUUUAGGCUUCUGGUUUUCCUGGUGGCCUGCGAGAAGGUGUGGGGUGAUGAGCAGAAGGAUUUUGACUGCAACACCCGCCAGCCUGGUUGUCACAACGUCUGCUACGAUCACUACUUCCCCAUCUCCUACACCCGACUAUGGGCUCUCCAGCUGAUCUUUGUCACCUGCCCAUCACUUCUUGUGACACUCCAUGUGUCCUACAGAAAAGACAGAGAGCGCAAAAACCGGCUGAAGCAUGGAGAGGAAUGCACCCCUCUGUAUGAUAACACAGGAAAGAAACGGGGGGGUCUCUGGUGGACCUAUUUCCUCAGCCUGAUGUUCAAGAUAACAGUGGAUGCAGUGUUUGUUUUCCUGCUGUUUUACAUCUACGAGGCCACCUUCUUCCCUCCAGUGGUCAAAUGCAACGAAGAACCAUGUCCAAAUGUGGUAGACUGCUACAUUGCCAGACCCACAGAGAAGAAAUUAUUCACCAUCUUCAUGGUGGUGACCAGCUUCGUGUGCAUCUUUCUCACUCUUUGUGAGGUCUUCUACCUGUGCGGGAAGAGGCUCUUGGAGGUUUGCAGAGGAGGACCUCACUCCAUGAGAGAAAACUCCUUCACGAUGACCAGAGCUCCACUGAGUGGAAAGGAAAACUCUGCGUACAAAAAGCCGGUCCUGGAGAAGAUGGUCAAUAAGAGCAGCGGAGAAGCUGGCAUAGCGAGUUCAGCUCCAGCAUACAGCAUAGCAGUCUCCUGAGAGACAUGAGUUUGAAUUGAAAUAAAAAUAAAAAUAUUUGGUAGUUUUUUUAGUGUUGGCCAGAAUUAUCUGCAAAGCUUAGCAGCAUUAAUGGCAUGUUGUCUACA
This is a messenger RNA of Monopterus albus (swamp eel), 1261 nucleotides long. Its product is annotated as gap junction beta-4 protein-like. The record is from RefSeq and is a predicted model, not a curated record. Gene Ontology annotation, cellular component: connexin complex. Bases 330 to 1154 code for a protein of 274 amino acids. Gene Ontology annotation, molecular function: gap junction channel activity. Gene Ontology annotation, biological process: cell-cell signaling. The transcript has 2 exons. Lineage: Eukaryota; Metazoa; Chordata; Actinopteri; Synbranchiformes; Synbranchidae.